CAGGACACGACUAGAUGUCUCAUGUCAGUUGUCACUGUCAAAAUCCGGCUUUUGCAAUUUACAAUUUCUUUCCUGAAACCACAUUGAGGUAUUUAAUGUUUCAAAAUGCCUCCUAAAAAAGUAGAAGAGCCAGAAAAAAAGCCACUUAUUGGUCGCGUCGGAACAAAUUUGAAAGUGGGAAUCGUAGGUGUACCAAAUGUCGGAAAAUCAACGUUCUUUAAUGUUUUAACCAAGAGCCAAGCAGCAGCUGAAAAUUUUCCUUUCUGCACCAUUGAUCCCAAUGAAAGUAGGGUACCAGUUCCCGAUGAGAGAUAUGAUUAUCUCUGCCAGUACCACAAACCAGCCAGCAAAGUUCCUGCGUUUUUGAAUGUAGUUGAUAUCGCCGGUUUGGUACGAGGAGCUGCGGAAGGCCAAGGUCUUGGAAAUGCUUUCUUGUCGCAUAUAAAGGCGUGUGAUGCCAUCUUCAACCUAUGCCGUGCAUUUGACGACGAAGACGUAAUCCAUGUCGACGGUGACGUCAAUCCAAUCAGAGAUUUGGAGACCAUUGGCGAAGAAUUGAGACUAAAAGACGAAGAACAAUUGCUGCAGAAUAUUGACAAACUGGACAGGGUGGUAAACCGCGGCAAUGAUAAGAAACUUAAGCCUGAAUAUGAUGCAUUGAUGAAGAUCAAGAGUGUGUUAAUUGAUGAGAAAAAACACAUCCGUUUUGGUGAUUGGAGUGCGGCCGAAAUAGAAGUUUUAAAUAAGUACCUGUUUCUCACAUCUAAGCCUGCUUUGUACCUUGUCAACUUGUCAGAAAAGGAUUAUAUUCGAAAAAAGAACAAAUGGUUACCAAAACUAAAGGAAUGGAUCGACAAGAACGACCCGGGUGCCCCAUUGAUACCUUUCUCCGGAGUUUUGGAGACCAAAUUACUGGAUAUGGACGCUGAAGAGAAACAGGCCUUCUUGAAGGAACAUGGCAUCGCCAGUGCCCUAGAUAAGAUCAUCGUGCAAGGAUACAAGGCCCUGCAGUUAGAAUACUUCUUUACGGCUGGUGCUGAUGAAGUCAAAGCGUGGACCAUUCAGAAAGGUACAAAAGCACCCCAAGCCGCUGGCAGAAUUCACACCGACUUUGAAAAAGGUUUCAUUAUGGCUGAAGUAAUGCAUUUCAAAGAUUUCAAGGAAGAAGGCUCGGAAGCUGCUUGCAAGUCAGCCGGCAAAUACCGUCAACAAGGUCGUAACUACGUGGUCGAAGACGGCGACAUUAUUUUCUUCAAGUUCAACGCCGGCGCCGGACUCAAGGACGCUAAGAAGAAAUGACGUGACAAAGUUACGUUGUUGCUCGUACACAUGCUGUACUUCAACCUCGUUCUAUACACGUUACUACAUGUCUCUUGAAGGACAAUCAUUUGUACGAAUAAUUUAUACUGUGCCGUGUUCAUAACGCUUCGUUAUUGGUGGAUAUUUAAGAUAAACUAAGAAUUUUAUAGCGAUUAUUUUUUUAAGUAUCUCCGUUCCGCUCUAACUUAUCACCGAGUGUCUAUACGCGAGCGAGAUAGCAUAAUGCACUGGCAUAAUCGAGCUUAUAAAACACAUGUUUUAAUACUUUUGUUAAUUACGUACGUUAAUUGAAUGCUCGUCUGUAAUCGCUCGCUUACUCUUACUUUCUAAUUAUUAUCUACAUGUUAUUCUAUUGUUGUUAUGAAUUUAAGUAAUGAUCAUGGUUUCGUAAUGUCCGAGGGUUUCCAAUUAUAUCACUUCAACAAACUCUUCAA
This is a messenger RNA of Colias croceus (clouded yellow), 1754 nucleotides long. RefSeq names its product obg-like ATPase 1. The coding region runs from base 106 to 1299 and encodes 397 amino acids. The transcript has 11 exons. Gene Ontology annotation, molecular function: GTP binding; ATP hydrolysis activity; ATP binding. Lineage: Eukaryota; Metazoa; Arthropoda; Insecta; Lepidoptera; Pieridae. The record is from RefSeq and is a predicted model, not a curated record. Gene Ontology annotation, cellular component: cytoplasm.